Messenger RNA from Trichomonas vaginalis G3, 870 nucleotides. RefSeq lists its product as uncharacterized. The record is from RefSeq and is a predicted model, not a curated record. The transcript has a single exon. Bases 1 to 870 code for a protein of 289 amino acids. NCBI's taxonomy places the organism in Eukaryota, Parabasalia, Trichomonadida, Trichomonadidae.
AUGAUUUUGUUCUUUUUUAUUGCUCAUGCAUUCAUGGAAUCACGUGGAAGCAGAAAGCGAAGGUCCGGUCACAUUGGAUCAGGAUCUUUAGGAAAAAAUCACAGACAUCACGAAAAUAAACACUCUCAAUGGGAGUUUGAUGAACCACUCGACCACCCAGAUUUACCAGAAAUGGACGAACCAUUAACAAUUGAAGAUAACCCUCUCACCGAUCCUCAAACCAAACAAGAUGAUAAAAAUGCAGAUCCAUUUCCACACACUUUUUUACUUCCAAAUCAAACAAGAGCCUGUGAGGAAGGUUAUUCAUCAGGUCGCGUGAUUGAUGAAAGAGGCUGUUGGAUGUGUUUUGGGUGCCAAACAAACGAAAUUUGCAAGUUUCCAGAUAUUUGCGAAAAGGCAUCACCAACAAUCAAGAAGGCUUCGGUUAGCAAAGGGCAGGUUAUUAUUGAAUAUUUUGUUGAUUCAAAUCACUUUAAUCCGGAUAUUGCUUACUGUAAGCUCGGAGAAAAUAAAACAACAGCAGUCAAAGUGACUUCAUCAAUAGUUAUAUGCAAUACUCCAAAGAAGAGAGUCCCUACUUUACAAAUUUCGUUUGACGACGAAAAUUACUCACCAGCUUUCUUAUAUCCCCGCCAAAUAAUUGACUUUGACGCUCUAAAUGAAAAAUUUAAUGGAAUUCCCAUAGAUAGAUUUCUCUUAAUUGUUGCAAUUUUCGGAAUCUUAUUAUACGUUGGAAUCCAAUGCUGGAAUCGUCCUCGGCGAUACCACAAACUGCCAGUAUACAUGGAAGUGAAACCAAUUGCCCACUUCCCUCAAGUUGACAACGAAGAUCCUGAAGUUCCCUACUCAAAAAUGAAUGUGAAAUUCUAA